GUUACCUAACUGCAUCAAAGCAACCCUUUUAACGAUUUCAAUCAUUUUCAUUGGAUACGCCUAUGUGGUUAAAUACCUACCUACUUUGCUCAUCGUACAUAUCGUACACGUUGCUUCCUGCACUUCGUCACCCUGCAUUGAUAGCCUAUCUCACCAACUCACUAAAAAGUCCCUUGGCGCUCAGCAGAUAUGCCCCUGACGAUAAAUGGAACAACAGCCAGAGGUGGAAAUAUUAGUCCAUAUCGGCGCUCCAAGCAGAGCAGUCGAUGAUACUCGGUACCGGUCUCUGACUACCUCCUAUCUGGAGUUUCAGCCAGCGUGCCGUGUUGAACUGUUUAGUCAGGCUCCCUCUAGCCUAGACGGAAACGAUGGCAACUAUAAAGUAGAUGGUCAGGGAAUUCUGCAGGAACCCUUCAGGGACACCUUCUCAAGCCAACCAUCAAGUGAGCCUCUUGGCACCCUCAAAUCGCUCCAAGCCUCGUUUCAGAGUGUUCUCGACAAUGCAGGCUCACCUCGCGUCCCCCAAAGAUGUAUUCCCGAAAAUGAGUCAGCGAGCACCGGCGGAGGGAUGACGAUGCCGAUGGCACAAUCACCAUGGCAAAGCCCAUCCAGCGUAGUGCAAGAUUCAUUCUUGGAAAACCAUAUCAACAUCUCUGAUUUAACAUCUCCUACAAGAGUUUUAGAGCAUUACCUUCAGCAUUUUGAUUCUCCGUCGACAGGUCCAACUGCUUCUCAAAGGAGCAGCAACAGUACCUCCCGUGGCGGCGCUUCUCGAAAUUCCGUUCAUCCUAGGUCUAUAGACAGAUACUCAGCCCCUUCAGUGCCAUGCACACCCUCAGUUGUGCCUUGUACGCCUCCAGGCAAGCCCCUUUCUUCCCUUGGGGUUUUAUCUAGAAGGGCCUGCGCAAUAGAGCACCGUGGGGGAUUAGACCAACAAAAUCAACAAGAGGCCUCACAAUCGCAAGACGAGGUAACCAGUGAUGAUAUCGUUGAGGAAACCAUUAUGGAGUCAUCGUCAGACCCCCAGUCUGUCGCUAGAGCCGAUUCCGAACCAGCACCAACUAAACGACAUGGGUCAAGCUCAAUUUUAAGCUCGCGAGCUCUACUAAGAGCAGCCAGCGACAUUGGUCCGAGGCCAUCUUCUCACCAGAAGUCAUCGGUCCUAACAGUUAGCUUCCUAAGUGACCAUGGCUACACUUACGACAGUCUAGAGCUGCGAGCGCCAGAUCCCUCUAUCUCUAUGACGGAGGUCGAGCCGGACAACUUCAUCACACCUGGGCUAGAAAGGCUAGCCCAGGACCUAAAUAUCCCGAAACGGUAUAGGCCAAAAGAAACGAAAAGAGACCUACGCCCCUUUGAACGUGGGUAUUGGCUUGUGGAUUGUUCGGCUUGGGAUUCGCAACUCAAGCGAGACGCCUGGGCGUAUCUGGCAAACUACGUCGGAACCGGGGUUGCGGGAUGGGGUAUAUGGUGUAGGAGGGAUUCAGAUUUCCGGUGGCUUCGGGUUUACUGUUGGGGUUUAGUGACCGCCCAUGUUUACUUACUAUUAUACUUGGCUAGCCAGCGCAAGAUCCUCUAUACUGGGAGCUCUUGGGUUGAUAGCGACGGCAUUCCGAUCAUUGUAAUGGAAACAAGAGACUAGAUAGCAUAACUGGAGAUUCGAGUUGUGACGAGACAAAAAUCCUGGGUAACGGCGUUUAGGAUGUUAUUUCAAGGAUAGAUACCCUUAGGCCGGCUUAACCAAAUUGAUGGCCAAUACGAUUCAUUUAAACGAGUUCUCUUAUUUGACGCCCAUCUAGCCUCCUUUAUAGCCAUUGCUAGCGCACCUGUUAAACAGCGGAACAUUCCCAGACGGGUAUGUGUAUAAGGAAACGGAGAGUAAAUACUGCUUAAGCAAGGAGAAUUAUAGUACAUUCCGUUUUCAACGGCCAACCAUCGUCAAAGU
Molecule: messenger RNA, 1945 nt
Organism: Annulohypoxylon truncatum
Lineage: Eukaryota; Fungi; Ascomycota; Sordariomycetes; Xylariales; Hypoxylaceae
Exons: 1
Coding region: 206-1642 (478 amino acids)
Source: RefSeq, a predicted model, not a curated record